This is a messenger RNA of Eutrema salsugineum, 1332 nucleotides long. RefSeq names its product chromatin remodeling protein EBS. NCBI's taxonomy places the organism in Eukaryota, Viridiplantae, Streptophyta, Magnoliopsida, Brassicales, Brassicaceae. Gene Ontology annotation, molecular function: chromatin binding. The record is from RefSeq and is a predicted model, not a curated record. The transcript has 5 exons. Bases 260 to 937 code for a protein of 225 amino acids.
AAAAAAACAACAAAAGUAAAUGAAAAACGAAAAAAUAAGAGUAAACAACUCCUCUACAACAAAACUUCAUCUCCUAGAGGGAAUCUAGGGUUCUAGAUUCAUCUCUUCGUUCCCCUGGGAUUUUGUUUUUUCUUCUUCUUCCCAUGGAUCUCGAGCUUUUCCGAUCUUCCUAGAAAAGCUCCUAUUUUCGUACAUUUCGAGUAACGGAAACGGAAACGAGAGAAAAGAAAAACAAAAUCAAGCUCAAAGUCUAGAUUUCAUGGCGAAAACUCGACCUGGUGUCGCUUCUUCGAAGAGCACGCCGGGAAAGAAAGAAAUCGAAUCGUAUACUAUCAGAGGCACCAACAAAGUUGUUCAAGCGGGAGAUUGUGUGUUGAUGCGUCCAUCGGAUGCUGGUAAGCCUCCUUAUGUGGCGCGUGUUGAGAAGAUUGAAGCUGAUGCGAGGAACAAUGUGAAGGUUCAUUGUCGAUGGUAUUACCGUCCUGAAGAGUCACUUGGGGGAAGGAGACAGUUCCACGGAGUUAAAGAGCUGUUUAUGUCUGAUCACUACGAUGUUCAAAGUGCACACACCAUUGAAGGAAAAUGCAUCGUACACACCUUUAAAAAUUAUACGAGGCUUGAAAACGUUGGAGCUGAGGAUUAUUAUUGUAGAUUCGAGUAUAAGGCUGCUACUGGUGCAUUUACCCCUGAUCGAGUUGCUGUGUACUGCAAAUGUGAAAUGCCGUAUAACCCUGAUGAUCUGAUGGUGCAAUGCGAAGGGUGCAAGGACUGGUAUCACCCAGCGUGUGUAGGCAUGACGAUUGAAGAAGCGACGAAGCUGGAACACUUUGCAUGUACUGAGUGCAGCUCUGAUGAAGAUGUCAAAAGAUCUCAGAACGGGUUUGCUUCAUCGCCAACCAAUGAUCUUAAGGUGGAAGCAAAACGCAGAAAAAGAUGAUCACGGGGGAGACUUGAGAGCUUCUUAUGGUGGAUGAUAAGUUAACUUGAAGCACUUUACGUGCAGAUUUUAGUUAAUUAGAGUUUUUUCUUGGCCUCGUUUGAUUUUGAUGUAUGAGAUGUGAAAAAUGAGAGAGAAGAAGAACCAGAGAAGGUGCCAAAGAGCUGUAUAGCCGUACGUUAAAUUGUUUCACUGUGGCCUUGCUUGUUUCUGAGAGAAAGAGAGAGAGAGAUUCAAAACAUGAACAGACAAUUCAGGAAGUACAAACAUUAGAUCCCUUAACUCAUUUGAGUUGGAAAAUUUGUCUUGCUAACCGGGUUGGCUUAUACCGGUUUUCAUUUGUAUAAGCUUGACCGGAUUAAAUGGCUAAAAUGCCAUAAAUUGAAAAAAGUUAA